Ambispora leptoticha is the source of this 777-nucleotide messenger RNA. The record is from the annotation of a GenBank genome assembly. Lineage: Eukaryota; Fungi; Glomeromycota; Glomeromycetes; Archaeosporales; Ambisporaceae.
AUGGAAUAUUAUCACAAUGAGCUGGAUAUGCUAGAUAAGGCAAAAGUUCUAGACAGUGUCAAAAAAAAUCUUCAGAAUGUGGCAAAUGUUAACUCUGGAUUCGACUUAGAGCGUAGAAUAAAAGCCCAAGAACUCAUUGAUAAUUGGAAGAUAGAGGUUGUGCGAGUUAACCAACAGCUAAAUGCAGUUAAAAACUCUGCCGAUCAGAUUGAUAUAUUUCAGAAACAGUUUGUCGAUGAUAGUAGUAGAAAACGUUAUCAUAACAAUAACGAACAAAUGGAUAAAGAAAUAUUUGAGAAAAAGGCGAGAAUUAAGAAUACAAGUUCCGAUGAAAAUCCUGCAUACGAUAAUCAAAUAUCAAUAUCCAUGUCUUCCUGUGAUGAAGAUGAUUCAGUUGAAAAUAUGAAUGCGGAGGAGCUCAUUGAGUUUUUACAAAAACGAAAAUUAGAUUGCGGGUUAGAACUGGGUCCGGCAAUGCGACUUGCAGAUCUCGCUAAGGAACUCAACGACAAAAACGAGGACUCAAAUAACGAAUUUAAAAAGUCUACAAUAGGAGCUCCUCCAAUCGCUGCCGAAUCGGAUAUGAAUAAAUUCAACAAAAAAUUCAUUGAAGAUCUCUAUAAACUUCUCAAUGAUAAUCUUAAUAAGACAAUUCGUAGUGAAUUUCAAAAUAUCAAGGGGGAUGUAGAAAAGAUUAGAUGUCAGAUGGAAAAGAUUGACAGUGCAGUGAAAAGUCUUGAACAAAAAAAUAAUACUGAAGGAAGUGAACUCAGCUAA